This is a messenger RNA of Cylicocyclus nassatus, 1450 nucleotides long. NCBI's taxonomy places the organism in Eukaryota, Metazoa, Nematoda, Chromadorea, Rhabditida, Strongylidae. The record is from the annotation of a GenBank genome assembly.
AUGGAUGACCUCAUGCAGAAUAACCGUGAGUUAAUAACGGACGUGAGAAAACUAUCAGAGGAAGUCAUAAUGCUUGAGGCUGAAAAUCAAAGAGCGAAAGAUAUUAUUAACAGACGUUCGAGCAGCUCCACCAACCCAAAAGGAGACAUGGCACCGAUUAAUGGCAACAUAUGGGAUGAAAUGGAAACGAAGAGGUCACUUGUCUUCGCUGGAGUACCAGAAAGCAGAGGAGGAUCUAGCAGUUACAGGACAAAUCACGAUCUUGCAUGCGUAGGUCAAGUACUUGGCUUUCUCAUUAUUGAUUGUCGUCCUGUUACGGUUUACAGAAUGGGCCGACCUAGUCCCUCUAGAGAUAGAUGGCUCACUCUAGUUCUCAAAGAGGUUUUGAAACGGCUACCACUGAAUAUACCAGCCUUGGUUAAUGCUUCUCCACUCAAGAGCAGUGACGGUGUGUUAUACGCAGGUAGCAAAAAAGAUGUUUGGCUUGAGAUCGAUGCCCUGACUGGUGCUAAGGUAGAGACGAUGUCAGCCACGAAUGACAAAGUUUGUCCAGCUAAUAAUAAAAGUGCCGUGUUCGUUGGCCGAGCUGAAUAUCGUUUCUUACCCUCUCACAAUAACGCAAAACAAGAUGCUGUGCUUAAUAGUCUGUGUUUCAACUUCUACUCAUCCUUCAAGUUUACUACAUCCUUAGAGCAGUCCAUUAGUCGCGAAAUUACAAUGUGCUCCAUGAUUGAUUUUGGCGCUUCAGAAAGCGUUUUCAGACAUGAGGUCAAAGAAUGUGUCAACAAGGUUGAACAAUGCGAUUAUCUUGUACGACAGUGAGAGCGGUAUCCUAUCAGCGGUUGUUCGGUCGAAUAUCUCAACGCACAUCACAUUGUAAUUAUGGACAAGGUUGAUGGAAACUUUCCCCAUGCUGUGUACUGGUGCACAUUAUGCGACUACCACAUGUCUAGCAUACAACAUGUGCGAAGUAACUUUGAACAGCAUGAGCAUUUCGCGGAUGAACAAGCAUAAUUUACAAAGCGCCUGUGACUUAUCGACAAGAACGUGACCGAAAUCCACGGCUCACAGUUUAUGAGCACGUUUACGCUUUCGUUAGUCAAAGUACGUGUACUACUUCAUGACUCUGAUCAGUGGGAUCACCAAAACUGCAUCGGAUCCCACAUGUUCUACGGGUACGACCUCCAAUGUGUCCCUAAUUUUAGAUAGGUCAAGUAAUUGUUCUGCAUGUAAUUUGUAACUUUGUAUCAAUUUCCAAAUUGCUGAUAGUAUAUUUUAGUCAUAGAAUGCGUAUCCUGUACUUAUCUCACCUCAUCUUAUUGCCUCCAAGAAUCUUAGUCUAGCAUCAACCAAAGCUUUCACAUGUCCGGGUCGAAUUGUACAUUGUUCUUAUUCAUUCUGUGCAAAAAUGUAAGUAUGCGAUACUCAGUUGUUUGUCGCAAUAAAAGGU